AUGGCAAAAAAAUUUUGGUGUCACGCUGAUUAUGGACUAUAUGAGAAUAUUAUGCUGAUUUGCAUUACAAACUUCAACAAUUUUAUUUUUUCAGGAUUGGACCGAAGAAAAAGAUUGCGAAGAGGCCUGAACGAUAAUCGAGUUAUUAUAACUCAGCACUUCACGGAGAGAACUGUGACGCCGGGUGGAGACAUCAGCAUGCAGUGCUCUGCAACAGGGGAUAGCCCACCACAAUUUAUAUGGGAGCGAGAUGGCGUUCUUAUGUCCAGUAAUACUGAUCCCAGGUACGCGUUGGGUCAAGUGAUGACAUCUGACAACUCAGUGGUCGCUCAACUAAAUAUCACGAGGGUAAGAGUUGAGGACGGCGGUUUGUAUUCGUGCACGGCAAAAGAAGGUGACCAAAUAGCUAUUCAUGAAAAUAGACUCGAUGUAUAUGGACCGCCUUACAUUAGAUCACUACCGCCUAUCAAAGUUCAGAGUGGUGAAUCGUUCAAUUUAAGAUGUCCUUUUUAUGGAUAUCCUAUAAGCAAAAUUGAUUGGGAACACAAAGGCAAAACGGUAAAUUCAAACAACUUAUUCCAAAGUCGUUACAAAAGGAAUCAGAUUAGGAGGAGGAAGUCUCGAAGGAGCAUUGUCAGUAUUCAUGGAGUGCUAACAAUACCAGAAGUUUCUAAAGAAGACAACGGCGCUGUGUACACGUGUAUAGUAACAUCACCUUCUGGCGAGAUGGCAAGGCGUCAGUUUGAAAUACAAGUGAUUGAAGCUCCUAUUCUAGAAGAUUUGCUCCUCGGCAAUAACCUACAAGAAGGUCAGAUUGUAAAUAUUUACUGCAACGUACGGAGUGGUGAUUUGCCGAUACAUUUUGAAUGGUUAAAAGAUGGGAAGAGAAUUCCGAGUACGCUGAAGGUGGUGGAAAGAAGUUCAGAAUUGUUCAGUGCAUUGGUAAUAAAGAAGGUCUCUCUUGAACACUGUGGAACCUACACAUGCGUUGCUUCAAACCACGUCGCUAAAGUAAACAAGUCAACUGAACUAUACAUUAAAGUUGCACCAAAAUGGUUAGAAGAGCCUACUAAUUCGUCGUUACUUCUUGGAAGGAAGGGGGCAGUUUCUUGCAGCGCUAGCGGCUACCCACAACCACAAGUACAUUGGAUGAAAAAAGAUGCUCUUCUGGGUACUUGGCAACCUGUUUUAGAAUUAGCUGGAGGUGGGAUUCUGAGUCUUCCUAACGGGACCCUGGUGAUCGAAGAAGUAUCCCUAACGGAUGAAGGUCUUUAUUCCUGCAACGUUGAGAAUGGAGUUGGUACACCGCUUAGUAAAACUGUCUGGAUGAGUGUUAACAAACCGGUUCACUUUGAAACAACAUCAACUAAUGUAACAUCGCGUCUCGGACAUCCUGUAACUCUAGAAUGUCGCGCUUUAGGCGAUGAUCCGAUCAGAAUUGUAUGGACACAUGAUGGCAACAUCUUGGAUUCUCAGCAUCACAGAUCAAAAUAUUCUGAAACAAAAACGUCGGUCGGUGUAACUAGCACAAUUAGCAUGCAGUACUCAGAAGCUAGCGACGCAGGCUUUUACCAGUGUCGAGCCACUAAUCCUUAUGGAGCAGCAAGUUUCAAUAUCUUUCUUACAAUUUUAGAGCCGCCACAGCCACCGUCAGAGUUGCGGGUAGAGAGCGUCCGCGCGCGCACCGCCCAGCUGUCGUGGCGCGCCGCACGCGCUCGCGCCCCGCACUACACGCUGCAGUACGCGCCCGCGCCCUACGAGCAGGCGGGCUGGGAGCGCGCGCUCACGCUCAACUUUACUAGGAAAGAAAACGACAUUCGUCAAACAGUCGAGCUGCAGAACCUAAGGCCGGCGACGCCCUACGCAGUUCGCGUUGCCACCGCUAACGAAGUGGGCGUGAGUCGAUACACGGCACCCGUACACUUCACCACUCAUGAAGAAGCUCCAUCAACCCCACCGAUCAAUGUCCAUGUGGAACAGACAGAAAAUCCAGGAGAGUUAUAUGUAACGUGGCUUUCUCCGCCUAAAGAUAGCCAUAACGGCAUCAUUACAGGGUACCACAUCAAGGCUGUGCCACAGAAUGUGAGAUCAAGCGACAGUGAUACCAGAACGAUAAAAGUUACUCAACAAUCUGGCAAACAAGAAACUACCAUUAGUGGACUUCUUAAGAAUACUAGGUACGCAGUGUCUGUAUCAGCUAUCAAUAAUGCUGGUUCCGGCCCAUUCUCUCUUCCUGUAUUUCAAGACACUAUGGAAGGAGCACCAGAACACGCACCAUCUUCUGUGGAAUGCACAGCAGUAUCUUCAACUUCUCUGAGGAUCGGUUGGCAGCCGAUUGCUGUACAUGGACAAGGGAGCUCGUUGAUUGGCUACACCAUAAUGUACGCUACUGAAGAUAGUGCCUGGCAGAACCACACGUCGCUACACGCGGAGAUAUAUCUACAAAGUCUCAUCAAGUACACGAACUAUACGGUCAAAGUAGCUGGCUUCUCAAAUUAUGGCGCUGGUCCUUUUUCAUAUCCCAUCAUAUGCACUACCUUACAAGAUGUCCCAGACGCACCAGCUGAUAUAAAAGUCCUGAUCCUGUCUCCUACGUCGCUUCUUGUUAGUUGGAAGAAGCCAAAACAUCCAAAUGGGGAGCUGAUAUAUUACACUGUAUACGUGAAACCGACAUCUAGCAACGGUUCUCCUCAAACGUUCCGAGUAGACGUUUCACGAACAACAGCUGAAGUAAAGGACUUGACGACGGAAAGGACGUAUGAAGCAUGGGUCACAGCGAGCACUAGUGUUGGAGAAGGUACAGCCAGCAAACGAGUACUGCAAACGCCUGUACAAAGAGUAGUAGCAGGGGUGGCGUCUCUCGGCGGUACCAUUUCAGUGGGAGUGGGCUCAUCCCUGUUGCUGGUGUGUCAGUGCGUGGGCGCGCCGCCGCCGCGCACGGUGUGGUACCACAAGCACAACAUCAUCACGCACCACCCGCGCUUCACGAGGAACCACGACGACAGCUUGCUGAUCAACAAUAUAGACCAAUCACUUAGUGGCAACUACACGUGUCUAGCUAAGAAUCUGUAUGGAUCGGACUCCGUAGAGUACACUGUGAUUGUCCUUCCUCUACCUGAAGCACCAAUUCUAAGAGCGACACCAUAUAAGGACUCAAUAUUAGUAGAGUGGGAACAACCGUAUUAUUCUAGCAAUAGAAGUCAAACUGGUCAAAAAAUAACUUACAGCCUCACAUGGAAGGAAGCGAGCGGGCCGUGGCAAGAGGCCUGGUCACCCAAUAAGUUGUCCAAUUUGUCGGGAGUUCAGAAACAUGCUCUUACUGGCCUCAAAUGUGGAACAAAAUAUUCGCUGAGGAUCACAGCAACCAAUAAAGUUGGGACCUCACAGCCUGCUUAUAUUGAUGUUAGCACUUUGGGAGGACCGCCAGUGCCCCCGACGUCGGACGAGUGCCUGUGGAGCAAUAGCUCGCACGUGGUGGUGCAGACGGCGGGCUGGGACGACGCGGGCUGCGCGCUGCGACCCUUCGACAUCGACUAUAGGCCGCGCGCCGCCCGCGCCUGGAUCCGCACAUACUCAGAUACAUCAUGGAACAUGCCUCUCUACCAGUCGAGUUACCGCACCAGCUCUUUCGCUAUCUCCGACCUGACACCCGGCACGUGGUACCAGAUACGAAUCACCGCUAGUAAUGAGGCUGGAAGCGUCACCACUACUUACAAUUACGCAACCAAGAACGAAGAUGGAAGUGAAGUGGGCCCACCUUCGGACCUGUUCGAUCUAAACAUGUUGGUGAUCGUCUUCAGCUCCAUCCUCCUUGCUGUUUGUCUCAUCUGCUGCAUUUAUAUCUUGAUUAAGAGACAGAGACACGUGACAUUUACUGAGUACCGCGACUCCAUCACAGUGGACAACAAGUCUGAGAGCGGCAACAUGACGGCCACCACCUCACAUAGCAACCUUGCCAAGGACGCCGGACGCGUCUACAGUGCUCCCCUCCACGUGAGGAACGACAGCAAGCACGUUUUUUUUUCAGAAUUGUACGAAAUAAGUCCGUACGCACAGUUCGCAGUCGGUUUUCGUACGUUCGGUCAUGUGGAGAACCAGGACAUGCCCAGUCGACACAUGAAGCACAGAUAUGACACAGAAACGAGUUUUCAAGUCUGUUCAGAGUCAGAAGACAGUGACAGUAUAUCGAAAUCAACAUUAAAAAGUGUACCAAGGAAGGUCUGCAGAGCUCCGCAUCAUAGGUAA
Molecule: messenger RNA, 4245 nt
Organism: Melitaea cinxia (Glanville fritillary)
Lineage: Eukaryota; Metazoa; Arthropoda; Insecta; Lepidoptera; Nymphalidae
Product: Down syndrome cell adhesion molecule-like protein Dscam2
Exons: 29
Coding region: 1-4245 (1414 amino acids)
Biological process (GO): cell-cell adhesion
Molecular function (GO): protein binding
Source: RefSeq, a predicted model, not a curated record